Molecule: messenger RNA, 990 nt
Organism: Vairimorpha ceranae
Lineage: Eukaryota; Fungi; Microsporidia; Nosematidae
Product: wd40 domain-containing protein
Exons: 1
Coding region: 1-990 (329 amino acids)
Molecular function (GO): protein binding
Source: RefSeq, a predicted model, not a curated record
AUGAACAAGAAGUUAGAUAUUGAAGACUUAUCAGACGAAGAUAUCAAUAAUUUGGACAAUGUUGAAACAGUGACAUAUACUCCUACUAUUGAUGAUGAAGAGUUGGAAUGUAACGAUGAAGUUUACAAGAUUCUUAGUUAUUACGAUUUAGACUGGCCAUCUCAAUCUGUCGAUUUAUACAAAACUGAUUUUCUACUUGUGGCAACUAAUCCAGAAAAUGAACCUGGACAGUUAAAAAUGUUUAAUAUGAAAAACUUUGAACAUGAAGGUUUUGAAUAUAAAAGUGUUCAAGCACCAUAUUUAUAUAAUAGAAUUAGAUCUAAUACUAAUAUUAAUUGUGUUUCAGAUACAACAUUUGAUAUUUAUAAUGAUAAUUUGGAUAAACUCAUAUCACUUUCUUAUGACAAAGUCGAUUAUGGUUUGUAUUCAGCAAAUGAAACUUCUAUAUUUGCACAUGAUAGUGGAUUUUUAUCUAUUUUUAAUGAACAGAUUUCAGAUACAUUUAGAAUUCAUUCAAAAUCGAUUGAAUCUAUAAGUCGUUUGGGAUCUCUUCUUUUUUCAGCUUCAACUGAUAAAACGAUAAAAGUUACGGACAUUAGAUCUAAAGAUAAUAUUUUUAACAAAUUAGAAAACGCAGAAAUUAAUGCUGUGGACACAAACAAAGAUAAUCUAUUUGCAUACGGAGAUGAUAAUGGAACGAUAAAAAUUGUAGACAUUAGAAUGCCUAGCAAUAUUAUAGAUAUUUUUUGGCAUAAAUCUAGUAUUUCAAUGAUUAAAUGGAAAGAUUCGGAUAUUUUUUGCAGUACAAGUGAUGAACAGUUGUGCAUUUUUGAUACAUCACUUGAAGAUGAUUGGGAAUACGAAAAAUAUUUGCUUUUUGUUCAUCAAGGACAAAAAUAUUAUAAAGAUGUCUGUUUUAAGGAAGAUUUAGUAAUUACUACUUCUGUCGAAGGAUUGUGUUUUUUUAAACCUAUUUCGUUUGCUGACUAA